AUGGAGGGGACGGUAGCCUUGUUGAAGACGUCUCCGGUUCGAGUCGGCGAUGACGUGGAUGACUCAACUGUGUACUUUCAUCAUCUUUUCUGGACGUUUCCUCCUUGUAUUGAAGCUUUCCGACAUUGCAAGCCAUUGGUCAGCAUAGACGGUACUCAUCUGUAUGGCAACCUCGUGGAAGGGGAAAAUGCCGAGUCGUGGUCUUUCUUCCUGACCAACCUGCGCCAACAUGUGACUCCGCAACAGGGGAUACUGGUCAUCUCAGAUAGGCACAAUGGCAUCAAGACUGCACUAGAGAACCCUAACAGUGGGUGGUUACCCCCUCAUGCGUACCGAGCAUUUUGUAUUUGGCAUGUUGCAGCUAACUUCGUACUCAGUUUCAAGGGCACGGAUGCAAAGCGCUCGCUUGUGAACGCUGCUUAUGCGAAGACUGAGGCAGAUUUUCACUAUUGGUUUGAUAUAAUGCGGACUAAGAAUCCGGCAAUGUGUGAUUGGGCAAACAGAAUAGAAUACAAUAAGUGGACUCAGCACCAGGAUGGUGGUAGACGAUUCGGUCACAUGACGACCAAUAUAUCUGAGUGUGUUAAUUCUGUUCUGAAGGGUACACGAAAUCUUCUGGUUACCGCCCUUGUGAAGUCCACAUAUGGUCGGCUAGCGGAGUUGUUUGUGAUUCGUGGUCAGACGGCAGAGGCUCAGUUGGCCAUCGAUGCCAAGUUUUGCCAGUCUUUUAUGAAGGCGAUGGAGCGUAACUUGAGAGACUCUAGGUGCUUCACUGUCACCCUGUUCGAUAGCCACCAGUCUGAGUACACCGUUGCCGAGACGACACCGACCGGGAGCUUUUCACUUGGGACGUACCGAGUUUCCCUUCAGGAUCGUACAUGCGACUGUGGAUACUUUCAGGCUCUCCAUUAUCCAUGUUGCCAUGCGAUUGCAUGUUGUGCCCAGUCACGGCUUGAUUGGUCUAUCUAUGUCGACGAAGUCUACACCAUGCAAAAGGUGUUCAGGGUGUACCAGAUGAGUUUUGUGCCGCCAAUACCAGAGGGACUUUGGCCACCUUAUGACGGUCCGAUCGUUAUUCCGGAUCCUAGCUUGAGGCGUUGUUGUGAUGAGCGACUGAGGUCUACUAGAAUCCGGAACAACAUGGAUGAGGCCGACCCUAACCAACCGAAGUGA
Messenger RNA from Arachis ipaensis, 1173 nucleotides. The record is from RefSeq and is a predicted model, not a curated record. Lineage: Eukaryota; Viridiplantae; Streptophyta; Magnoliopsida; Fabales; Fabaceae.